Molecule: messenger RNA, 740 nt
Organism: Carassius carassius (crucian carp)
Lineage: Eukaryota; Metazoa; Chordata; Actinopteri; Cypriniformes; Cyprinidae
Gene: cnrip1a
Product: cannabinoid receptor interacting protein 1a
Exons: 3
Coding region: 126-614 (162 amino acids)
Biological process (GO): negative regulation of signaling receptor activity
Cellular component (GO): plasma membrane
Molecular function (GO): type 1 cannabinoid receptor binding
Source: RefSeq, a predicted model, not a curated record
GCUAACAUGGGUGUGAUGGCUUGUGUAGACGUCACAGCAUCUCUCAACAGCUUCCUGGGGCCAUCCGUCAUCCCGUUAAUGACGGGGAGCCCUGGAAAUACAUCGACCUCCGUUAUCUCGCAACCAUGACCGACGUUCCGGCGAUAAUAAACAUCGCAAUUUCCUUGAAAAUCCAACCCAAUGACGGACCCGUGUUUUAUAAAGUGGACGGGACGAGGUUCGGCCAGAGCAGGACAAUCAAAUUGCUAACAGGAUCGAAAUACAAAAUCGAAGUGAUCGUGAAGCCGGGUAACGCGGAGGCCACCACAAUGGGAAUCGGCGGAAAGAGCUUCCCUCUGGAGCAGCAGUCCAAAGAUGAGGAGCAGAUCGUCUACAAUGGCUCCUACGACACUGAGGGAGUGCCACACACCAAGAGCGGGGACAGACAACCUGUGCAGGUCUUCAUAGAGUUCAAAGAUGCCGGCAUGUUUGAAACCGUAUGGCAAGUGAAAUACUACAACUACUACAAGAGAGAGCACUGCCAGUUCGGCAACAGCUUCAACUGCAUCGAGUAUGAGGCUAAGCCUAACGAGACCCGCAGCCUCAUGUGGAUAAACAAAGAGGUCUUCCUGUAAAACACAAGCGGAGCAGCAGCAACAGACCUGCACAAUAUGUCCUGUAACCAUCAUGGGGCCGCUGUGUGCGAGAUAGAUGACUGCAAAGUGCUCAAGUGAAGUAAGAUGUGACUAAGGCUCCAAACA